UCAGAGCCAGCUAAUUCCAUUUCAAGUUUCAACCGACACCAAACACGCCACUAGCCUUCUCUCAACAGUUCCACUUUCUUUCAUUGCACAGAACAGAGGAAGAAGAAGAAAAAAUCCAGAGAAAGCAAAGAGAAAAACACAGUGAAUGAAAUCAUGGGUUCUUCAUUGCUAGAGAGAUCCUUGUUUACUUCUUCAUCUUCUCCCUUACGCAACAGUUUUCACCAGAAGCAGAGCGGGUUCUUGAUCACCCCUGCGCAGCUGGUUCCUCUUGAUAACAGAAGAGUGGUGAGAUUCAGGAAGAUUUCCAAGUUCCCUGUUGCUGCUAUCAGUGAGGAUUUGGUGAAGGGGUCUUCUUCUUCUUCAUCUUCCUCAUCCUCAUCCUCUGCUCCUCUUUCAUCAUUUUCUUCACCUUCUCCUCUGCCUCCUCCUGUUCCUGAAGACAAACCGGUCAAAUUCAAGGUCAGAGCUGUGGUCACAGUGAGGAACAAGAUCAAAGAGGAUUUCAAAGAAUCAAUCGCCAAACAGCUUGAUGCUUUAACUGAUAGGAUUGGCAGGAACGUUGUUCUUGAGCUUUUCAGCACUGAAAUUGAUCCAAAAACCAAAGCUGCAAAGAAGAGUAAGGAAGCAGUGUUGAAGGAUUGGGCAAAGAAAUCCAACAUCAAAGCAGAGAGAGUAAAUUACACAGCUGAAUUCAUUGUGGACUCCAAUUUUGGUGAACCAGGAGCAAUUACUGUGAUAAACAAUCACCAGAAAGAGUUCUUUUUGGAAAAUAUUACUAUUGAAGGAUUUGCAAGUGGUGCAGUCCAUUUCCCGUGCAACUCGUGGGUUCAAGCAAGAAAAGAUCAUCCUGGAAAGAGAAUUUUCUUUUCUAACAAGCCUUAUUUACCUGGAGAUACCCCUGCUGGGUUAAGACUAUUGAGGGAGAAAGAGCUGAGAAAUCUCAGAGGUGAUGGCAAAGGAGCUAGAAAAUUAUCUGACAGAAUAUAUGACUAUGAGAUAUACAAUGACUUGGGAAAUCCAGAUAAAGGAGUUGACCUUGCUAGACCAGUUCUUGGAGGAUCUGAUAUGUAUCCAUACCCAAGACGGUGUCGCACUGGCCGUGAACCAAGUGAUACAGAUAUGUAUUCAGAGAGUCGUGUGGAGAAGCCACAGCCUAUGUAUGUACCAAGAGAUGAACGAUUUGAGGAGUCUAAGCAGAACACCUUUGUUGUGAAGAGGCUUAAGGCAGUGCUCCAUAGCUUAAUUCCGAGCCUUAAGGCGAGCCUUUCUGUUAACAAUCAAGACUUCAAUGAUUUCUCAGAUGUUGAUGGCCUUUACAGUAAAGGGUUGCUCAUUAAGUUGGGGUUACAAGAUGACCUUUUGAAGAAACUCCCACCAAAAGUUGUGACCAAGAUCCAAGAAUCCAGCCAGGGACUUCUUAAAUAUGAUACUCCCUUGAUCAUACAAAAGGACAGAUUUGCCUGGCUGCGAGAUGACGAAUUUGCCCGCCAAGCCAUAGCUGGAGUUAACCCUGUUACCAUUGAGAAGCUUGAAGUAUUUCCACCUGUUAGCAAGUUAGACCCUGAAGUGUAUGGUCCACUAGAGUCUGCUCUUAAAGAAGAGCACAUUUUGAGCCAACUUAAUGGCAUGACUGUUCAAGAGGCAAUAGAUGAAAAUAAGCUGUUCAUUGUUGAUUAUCAUGAUGUCUACCUUCCAUUUCUUGAAAGGAUUAAUGCCCUGGAUGGUAGAAAAUCAUAUGCUACCCGAACCAUCUAUUACUUGACUCCUCUUGGCACUCUGAAGCCUGUGGCUAUAGAACUUAGCUUGCCUCCAUCUGGACCAAGUUCGCGAUCAAAACGUGUUGUUACCCCUGCUGUAGAUGCAACUACUAAUUGGACUUGGAUGCUUGCCAAGGCCCAUGUCUGCUCCAAUGAUGCUGGGGUGCACCAACUCGUCAACCAUUGGUUACGCACACACGCCUGCACGGAACCAUUUAUAUUGGCGGCUCAUCGGCAUUUGAGUGCUAUGCAUCCUAUUUUCAAGUUAUUGGAUCCACACAUGAGGUACACAUUGGAGAUCAACGCCUUGGCUCGCCAGAGCUUGAUCAAUGCGGAUGGUAUCAUUGAGUCUUGCUUCACUCCCGGUCGCUACUGCAUGGAGGUUAGUUCUGCCGCUUACAAAAACUUGUGGCGCUUUGACAUGGAUAGCCUCCCUGCAGAUCUCAUCCGCAGGGGAAUGGCAGUGCCUGACCCAACAGAACCACAUGGUCUAAAGCUCACAAUGAAAGACUACCCUUAUGCAGAAGAUGGGAUACUAAUCUGGUCUGCAAUAGAAAAUUGGAUUCGUACCUAUGUGAACUAUUACUACCCACAUUCAAGCAUGAUAAGCAAUGAUAGGGAGCUACAAGCUUGGUACUCUGAGUCAGUGAAUGUGGGACAUGCUGAUAAGAGGCAUGAGAGCUGGUGGCCCACAUUGAACAACAGUGAGAAUCUUGUCUCUGUCCUCUCCAUUUUGAUCUGGAAUGCAUCUGCACAGCAUGCUGCUCUUAACUUUGGACAGUAUCCUUAUGGUGGUUAUGUGCCUAAUCGUCCCCCGAUGAUGCGAAGAUUAAUUCCAGAAGAAGGUGACCCUGAAUAUGCAAGUUUCCUAGCUGACCCUCAGAAGUAUUUUCUGAAUGCACUGCCUAGUGUGUUGCAGGCUUCAAAAUACAUGGCUAUAAUUGACACUCUCUCUACUCACUCACCUGAUGAGGAGUACUUGGGAGAGCGGCAGCAGCCAUCAGUUUGGUCCGGUGAUGCUGAUAUCGUUGAGGCAUUCUACGACUUCUCUGCACAGAUCCAGCAGAUAGAGAAGGUGAUUGAUAGUAGGAACUCCGACCGGAAUCUAAGGAACCGUUGUGGUGCAGGGGUGUUGCCUUAUGAGUUACUUGCACCUAGCUCUGGACCUGGUGUUACAUGCAGAGGGGUUCCUAACAGUGUGUCCACAUAAAAAUAUCCUUUAAGGUAAUUAAUAAAUAAUGGAGCCAGCUCACAAUUUAAUAAGCAUUAUGUUUGGCUUAGUAGUAACUACUAUGGUCAUUGAUUCAGUUGAAGAAAUGAAAUGGCUCAUUUUGUACUUAGAUUUAAUUUGAUAAGUUAUAGUAGAUAUUGGUAACUUAGUGUUGUAUAGACUAUCAUAAUUGAGAUCAGUGGUGUUGGACUGUUUAUAAAGUCAUCAUUACUAUUA
Molecule: messenger RNA, 3204 nt
Organism: Lotus japonicus
Lineage: Eukaryota; Viridiplantae; Streptophyta; Magnoliopsida; Fabales; Fabaceae
Product: linoleate 13S-lipoxygenase 3-1, chloroplastic-like
Exons: 8
Coding region: 154-2967 (937 amino acids)
Biological process (GO): lipid oxidation
Molecular function (GO): oxidoreductase activity, acting on single donors with incorporation of molecular oxygen, incorporation of two atoms of oxygen; metal ion binding; protein binding
Source: RefSeq, a predicted model, not a curated record